AUGGACUUUGACCCGACUACCCACCCCCACCGGCGAUACAACCCACUGACCAAUGAGCAUGUUCUCGUGUCGCCUCAUCGGACCAAACGUCCUUGGCAAGGCCAAACAGAGCCACCUUCGACUCAAUCUCUACCACACUAUGAUCCGCAGUGCUACCUGUGCCCUGGCAACAAGCGCUCCAACGGAGAUGUCAAUGAGAAAUACGAGCACACCUAUGCCUUCCCCAAUGACUUCCCAGCGUUAUUGGGUCCGCCCGCACCCCUACCUCCCCCAGCGCCACACCCUCUGCUCGCGACCCAACCCGUUCAAGGCCGCUGUGACGUCUUGGUCUUCCACCCACGCCACGAUCUCACUCUUGCGAGACUAUCUAUUCCGGAUAUUGAGCGCGUGAUUGAGGAAUGGACAACAGUAUACGAACAGAGAGGUCGCGAAAAAGGGAUCAACUACGUACAAAUAUUUGAGAACAAAGGCUCCAUGAUGGGAUGCUCCAAUCCUCAUCCACACGGCCAGGUUUGGUCGCUAUCAACAAUUCCUCAGGUCCCCGCUGGGGAGCUCGCCUCCAUGCGUCAAUACGCAGAUGGAACACAUCCUUCUUCGUCUCCAGCAGAUCUGACAUCGGCCGCACCAAAGGGACCUGGCGGAAAACCCUGUUUGCUGUGUGAAUACGCUCACUUCGAGGUCCAUGGGGCUCCAGCAGACAAUAGCCGUGUGGUGACUAAGAAUGGCACCUGGGUCGCACUUGUACCCUUCUGGGCAGUAUGGCCGUUCGAAAUAUUGCUCCUCCCACACUCGCGGCACAUCUCGUCCCUCUCAGAUCUCACACCUACCGAACAUCGCGAACUGGCCGAGAUCUUGUCCACGAUCUCGGUCAAGUAUGACAAUUUGUUCCUUACGUCGUUUGCGUACUCGAUGGGGUUACACCAGCGUCCCGUGCCUCGUGCUCAUGCACCGAUGACCAACGGUGUUAAUGGCACCAACGGAGCCCAUUCCCAUUCGAACGGAAACACAAACGGGAACGGACAUGUGCCAGAGGAGGAUGAGCACGAGAUUGCACACAUGCACUUCCACUUCUCGCCACCCCUUCUUCGGAGCGCAAGUGUUCGAAAGUUCCUAGUAGGUUUCGAACUCAUGGGAGAGCCUCAACGAGAUCUUACGGCCGAACAGGCGGCCACCCGGUUACGCAACUGCGCAGAAGUUCAUUAUCUUUCGGAGCAAUCGAAUCCGUCGUAA
Messenger RNA from Rhizoctonia solani, 1230 nucleotides. RefSeq names its product UDP-glucose-hexose-1-phosphateuridylyltransferase. The record is from RefSeq and is a predicted model, not a curated record. Bases 1 to 1230 code for a protein of 409 amino acids. Gene Ontology annotation, molecular function: UDP-glucose:hexose-1-phosphate uridylyltransferase activity; zinc ion binding. Gene Ontology annotation, biological process: beta-D-galactose catabolic process via UDP-galactose, Leloir pathway. Gene Ontology annotation, cellular component: cytoplasm. The transcript has 5 exons. Lineage: Eukaryota; Fungi; Basidiomycota; Agaricomycetes; Cantharellales; Ceratobasidiaceae.